This is a messenger RNA of Microthlaspi erraticum, 2001 nucleotides long. Lineage: Eukaryota; Viridiplantae; Streptophyta; Magnoliopsida; Brassicales; Brassicaceae. The record is from the annotation of a GenBank genome assembly.
AUGGGCUUUUUUCUUCCGAUUUUAUUCGGAGUUUUUCUUUUAUUCACCGUUACACCACCGUCCCUGGCUCAGCUUCCUCCGGCAAUAAUAAUAGCUCCGGCACCGGCGCCUACUCCACCAUCGGAACUAUGCAACGGAAUAUUCCUUUCCUACACAUUCAAAGUCGGUCGCAAGAUCCCUCCAAACGACACAACCGAUCAGCCAUAUCGUUUCGAGUCAGUCCUCACGGUUCUCAACAACGGCCGUGAAGAGCUUAAAGAAUGGAGAGUGUUCGUCGGAUUCCGCCACCGCGAGAUCCUUAUUUCCGCAACCAAUGCCAUAAUCGUCAAUGGAACGGAGCUCCCUGCUCCGGUAGGAAACGGCACCAUCUUAGGUGGCGAUCCUGUCUCCGACCUCAAAACGGCCAUUCAAACCGCCGGUGACUUAAAACAGAUGACGGCUAGGAUCGUACUCGUCGGGACUCAGUUCAUGGUGACUCCUCCGGCGAUCCCUAUGCCAUCCAACAUAUCGCUUGUUAACGAUGGCUGGCUCUGUCCUGAGCCAAUUCCUUCUUCUCCGCUAAGCAAAAGAGAGAUAAUGACGUGCUGCAAGAGAGACCCGAGCAUUAAAGUCAACACAACGAUCACCAGCGACAAGUUCCUUCCACGACAAUCCGGAGACUUGACCAUAAUGUACGACGUGGUCCGAUCCUACGCCCAGAACUACCUAGCCGAAGUAACCAUGGAGAACCACAACGCACUAGGCCGGCUCGACCACUGGGAGCUAAGCUUCGACUGGAAGCGAGACGAGUUCAUACAGAAAAUGCAAGGCGCGUAUCCAACGGUCGUGGACGCCACGAAAUGCAUCUUCGGUCCACAAUCCAAAAUCUACGCCGACCUAGAUUUCGCCGACGUUCUCACCUGCGAGAGACGUCCCAUCAUCGUAGACUUGCCUCCGACCAAAGCAGAGGACUCCACUCUAGGCAAAAUCCCUUCUUGCUGCAGAAACGGUACGAUCUUGCCACGUAUCAUGGACCCUUCAAAAUCAGCCUCCGCCUUCACAAUGCAAGUCUCCAAAAUGCCUCCCGAUUUCAACCGGUCCUCUCUCUUCCCGCCGCAAAACUGGAAAAUCAAAGGGUCUCUUAACCCGGAUUACUCUUGCGGGCCACCCGUUCGGGUUAGCCCGACUAUGUAUCCGGAUCCGAGCGGUAUGCCUACGAACAAAUCGUCUUUCGCCAGCUGGCAGGUUGUUUGCAACAUCACAAACCUUAAAACCGAGACCCCGAAAUGCUGCGUUUCCUUCUCCGCUUUCUUCAACGACUCCAUCGUCCCAUGCAACACCUGCGCCUGCGGCUGCGUUUCCGAAACGCGACGCACGUGCAGCGCCGAGUCUCCGUCGCUUCUCAUUCCUCCAGACGCUCUUCUCUUGCCUUUCGAGAACAGAACGUCUCUAACGGUUGCGUGGAACGCACUCAAACACAAGACCUUGCCUGAUCCGAUGCCGUGUGGCGAUAACUGCGGCGUCUCGAUUAAUUGGCACAUGGCGUCGGAUUACAGAGGCGGUUGGACGGCGAGGAUCACGAUUUUCAACUGGGGAGAUAUUGAUUUCCCCGAUUGGUUUUUGGCGGUUCAGAUGAAAAAACCGGCGAUUCGUGGUUUCGAGAAAGCCUACUCGUUCAACGCGAGUCUCCUGAGCGUGGACGGAGGAGUCAACAACACCAUUUUCAUGGAAGGACUUCCGGGUCUGGAGUAUCUCAUGGCGGAACGAGAUGAGCAAGAUCCGAAGAAGAAGAAAGUGAGGGUUCCGGGUAAACAGCAGUCGGUAAUACAGUUCAGCAAGAAGCUCACGCCGGGGAUUAACGUGGCGGAACGAGACGGGUUUCCGGCGAAAGUGAUAUUUAACGGCGAGGAAUGUUUGCUUCCCGAUGUGUUUCCGAUUGCAAGUGGUGGUGGUCGGAGAAAUGGGUUUACGAUCGCGGUUUUGUCGAUUCUCGCGAUUUUUGUUGCGGCGUUUAUAAUUUAA